AUGGCCACCGGGAGGACCUGGGAGGAAUGCAGUGUAGACCUGAGGAUGAGUGGAUUCUCCGUGGAUGGCGAUACCGAGAGUGAACCAUAUGAUGAUGAAGAGUUUGAAGGUUAUGAAGACAAGCCAGAUACUUCUUCUAGCAAAAAUAAAGAUCCAAUAACAAUUGUUGAUGUGCCUGCACACCUCCAGAACAGUUGGGAGAGUUAUUAUCUAGAAAUUUUGAUGGUAACUGGUCUGCUUGCCUACAUCAUGAAUUAUAUCAUUGGAAAGAAUAAAAACAGUCGCCUUGCUCAGGCCUGGUUUAACACUCACAGAGAGCUUUUGGAGAGCAACUUCACCUUAGUAGGGGAUGAUGGCACUAAUAAAGAAGCCACAAGCACAGGAAAACUAAACCAGGAGAAUGAGCACAUCUACAACCUGUGGUGUUCUGGCCGUGUGUGCUGUGAGGGGAUGCUUAUCCAGCUGAGGUUCCUCAAGAGACAGGACUUAUUGAAUGUCUUGGCCCGGAUGAUGAGGCCAGUGAGUGAUCAAGUGCAAAUAAAAGUAACCAUGAAUGAUGAAGACAUGGACACGUAUGUGUUUGCUGUUGGCACUCGGAAAGCCUUGGUGCGACUACAGAAAGAGAUGCAGGAUCUGAGUGAGUUUUGUAGUGACAAACCUAAGUCUGGUGCAAAGUAUGGACUGCCGGACUCCUUGGCCAUCCUGUCAGAAAUGGGAGAAGUCACAGAGGGAAUGAUGGAUACAAAGAUGAUUCACUUUCUAACACACUAUGCUGACAAGAUUGAAUCUGUUCAUUUUUCAGACCAGUUCUCUGGUCCAAAAAUUAUGCAAGAGGAAGGUCAGCCUUUAAAACUACCUGACACUAAGAGGACACUAUUGUUUACAUUUAAUGUGCCUGGCUCAGGUAACACUUACCCAAAGGAUAUGGAGGCUUUGCUACCCUUGAUGAACAUGGUGAUUUACUCAAUUGAUAAGGCCAAAAAGUUCCGACUCAACAGAGAAGGCAAACAAAAAGCAGAUAAGAACCGUGCUCGAGUGGAAGAGAAUUUCUUGAAGCUGACACAUGUGCAAAGACAGGAAGCUGCUCAGUCUCGGCGUGAGGAGAAGAAAAGAGCAGAGAAGGAACGAAUCAUGAAUGAGGAAGAUCCUGAAAAACAGCGCAGGCUGGAGGAAGCUGCCCUGAGGCGUGAGCAAAAGAAAUUGGAGAAGAAACAAAUGAAAAUGAAACAAAUCAAAGUGAAAGCCAUGUAAAGGACCCCAGAGAGCUGAGUCCUGAUGCUGUCUGUGAGCUCUGCAUUCACAGGCAACAGAAGAAAUACCCGUGUGUUUCUCCUCUACUGAUCAGACACUCCCAGUGCUAAGAAGCCCUCUCUUCCAUCGUCUAUUCUGGUUUUGAUUUGGAAUUUUAUAGAGACUUUAGGGACUUUGGAAGGUUCUGUCUGGUUAAUUUCUUCCAGAUAAUCAGAUUAUUUUUGAUUCUUUUAUGAAAGGAAUAACGUGAAAUCUAUAGUUAAGAAAUUUUUUUUUAAUUAUAAUAUGAAUCAUCAGUGCUUUUAGUGCUUUGAUGUUUUAAGAAAUAUCAUGACAUUCAUAGAUAUAUAAUUAAAUUGUUGCUUUUUGUUUAAACUAGACUGUAGUUGAAAUGGCUAUGACGACUAACUCUAAACUGAGCUUCUACAAGUAACCCUUGGAAUUGCACAAUAAACAUUGCUUGGUGGGUUUUUUUUUUUUUUUUUUUUUGGUGUGUGUCUACAUCAAACUUGUGAAAAAGUAAAUUUAGAACACUAAAUGUGAUAUUGAAAUGUCAGGGAUUUAAAACAUAAUGUACUCAUAAAUGUUUUGUAGGUGGGAGGUACUGAUGACAGUAUUAUAGGAUAUCUGUAGGCUUUAGGAUACUUAACCUGUACAUGGAAAAUUCUAGGGCUAGGUAGUACAGGACCAGUUUUCUCCUAUCUGAUACCAUGAGCUAAUGACAAUGUGAAUGCUGUGUUUUAAGUGGUUGUUUGUUUUCUUGAUUAACAAGUGCAUGAAAAAUUAAUUGCUUCACCUGGAUCAGAUCAGUGGUCUAUGUGAAGUCACAGAUGUUUUCCUUCUUGGUUGCUGCAGCCUAUUGGAUGUUCAUGGAGAAGCUCUAGUCUAUGGCUGUGUCACUUUGCUUCUCCUCUGCUUUUAUCUCUUCCACAGUUGAGGUUGGGUAUAUUCUUUUUUACAGAAAUAGCCAUGAACAUGCGUAAAGUGAGCUUUCCCAAAGUAUUGAGUUCUCUCUGCCUCUUGAGGAAGGAACUCUUGGGAGAGGCCCAUCUGUCUGCACGAGCACUUAGCUUGUUCAGAUCUCUGCAUUUUAUAAAUGCUUCCUACUAAGAAAGCAUUUUUUAAGUCACUGCUUGUACCAGGUAAUUUUUGCUGGGAGUGGGAAUGGGUUGGGUUUUGGUGGGAGAGGGGUGGGCAGUACUUUUUGUUGAUGUUUAAUGUGCAGGUGUGUUCUGAGGCAAUAACAAGUUGCUGUGAAGACAGCAUGUGCUGCUGCCUUUGGAACUGUGUGGGGCCUGUUUACACGGGGUCUCCUCUAGGCUAAUGCAGAAAUGUAAACUGGGAGGUGCAGAUAGAGUAUUUUUUUUAACAGUUCAUGAAAUUAAGUUAUUAAAAUAACAAAAAUAACAAAUUUAAUUACUUUAAUGCUAUAUAAUUCUAGAAAUAGCCUUGUUUUACAAAUCUUUAAAGUACAUUUUAGAAAUCAAAGUUGAUAUGCUUAGCUAUCUUUUGAUUAUUAAAUGCUUUCUUAAAGUCCCACACAUUUGGACCAUGGCAGCUAAUUUUGUAAUUUAAGCAUUCAUAUGAACUACCUAUGGAUAUCUAUAUUAAACUAAUUGACAAAAAUCUCA
Messenger RNA from Condylura cristata (star-nosed mole), 2882 nucleotides. It is a transcript of the gene CCDC47, whose product is annotated as coiled-coil domain containing 47. The coding region runs from base 1 to 1251 and encodes 416 amino acids. Lineage: Eukaryota; Metazoa; Chordata; Mammalia; Eulipotyphla; Talpidae. The transcript is spliced from 12 exons. The record is from RefSeq and is a predicted model, not a curated record. Gene Ontology annotation, molecular function: calcium ion binding. Gene Ontology annotation, cellular component: endoplasmic reticulum. Gene Ontology annotation, biological process: endoplasmic reticulum calcium ion homeostasis.